UUGAGCGGAUGGCAUAUCUUCAAUAUCAGCAGCAUCUUUGAUCUCAAGAAUGGCUGCAUGCUUGCACGUGCCGCUCGGCCAUGACUUCUCCCAGCUCUGUUCUCCACUGCGGCAAGCCUUGGCUGUGUCAAAAAGCUGGCCGCGACCCUGGUGCCCAUCGUUUGCGGGAUACCGCUCACUAUCUAUUGAUUGCGCACAUGAACCUGGCGUGCCUGGUCCAGCGCUUUCUGCCUCCCUCUCGUCCUCAUCGGCGGACCGUGGCGGAUGUCCCAUCUGAUGUCCACUCGUUCUCCUAUGGAUUCCUCGCUGUGUGAUAAGUUCACGGACGUCCUCCGCCAAGCAAUGGUCGUGACGAGCCAGAGCCAGAGCCAGUCGGGUAACACGUCGUGUUGAACCCGCUUGCUCACUGGCCCCAGCUUGAUCCACGUCAAGAAGCUACCAUGGUGCGCACCGAAUCGCCGUCGCGACCACUGCCACCGCAACGCGCUCAUUCCAACAACAGUGCCAAACACUCUGAUCGCUCGCAUUCUUCGUCUUUUGAGGCCGACGACGAACGGUCCAGCUCCGAGCACGAGAGGAUGGGCGAAGACCAAGGAUUCCGAGACAGCCCUUCACAGUAUGCAGGUGAAGACACUCGUCUUACAAGCAGGCAAGAGCUAUUAGGAUGGUAUAUGUAUGGAUUUGCAGCUGAGGUCUUCGUGAUCUGUGGCAUAGGAUCCUUCAUUCCUAUCACUCUCGAACAAUUAGCACGCGAAAAUGGAGUCCUUCUCUCCGAUGGAAAGACACCUUGCGGAUCCAGCUCCUCACACCCGCUGCCGGGCUUGAGUCCUAAUCCAGGUGCCACCAAAGACCUCGGACAAUGUGUUGUAUAUAUUGGGGGGUGGCAGGUCAAUACUGCCAGCUUUGCCAUGUACACUUUCUCACUAAGUGUACUGGCUCAAGCACUACUGGUCGUUUCAAUAAGCUGUGCUGCAGAUCAUGGCAAUUACAGGAAACGCUUGCUGUUGUUCUUCGCAUAUUGCGGAGCCGUGGCAACAAUGCUCUUCUUGCUCGUCGUUCCUAAGGUAUAUCUUCUGGCUUCCCUCCUGGCAAUAAUUUCCAACACUUGUUUCGGAGCUAGCUUUGUUCUGCUCAAUUCAUUUCUCCCUCUGCUUGUCCGACACCAUCCAAAGACCCAGUUUCAAACUCCCGAGGCGACUCCAGAUCUGCCGUCCACAGUCAUUUCGGGAGAACCACCAGAAGAUUCCCUCGAUGCACCAGAACCCGAACCAGACGCAACGACAGCUCUUCUGUCAACCUCUCCCAACGAUACACAACCCAAACCCCUAGCGAAAAACAUUACAUCCAUUGAGUUACGUCUUUCCACGCAAAUAUCCUCGACUGGAAUCGGCAUCGGAUACAGUGCCGGCCUGUUCCUGCAAUGCGUCGCCAUAAUCAUAGUUUAUUUCAUGCAAAGCACCACCUUCUCCCUCCGCGUAGUGAUAUUCCUUAUCGGAGCAUGGUGGUUUCUGUUUACAAUUCCAGCCGCAUUAUGGCUUCGACCUCGACCAGGGCCUGCGCUCCCGUCGAAUGACCCGAACAACCCUAGUGGUUCACGCACAUGGUAUCAAUACAUUGCCUAUUCGUGGGCAUCGCUAUGGAGAACAAUCAAACUAGCUCGUCGUUUAAAAGACAUUGUUCUCUUCCUCGCUGCUUGGUUUCUGCUCUCCGAUGCUAUUGCAACGGUUUCCGGUACUGCAGUCCUGUACGCCAAGACCCAACUCCAUAUGGCACCUUCACUCCUUGGCCUCAUCAACGUCAUCGCCACGACGGCCGGAGUUCUAGGCGCUUUCACCUGGGCUUUCAUCUCACGCACCUUCGGCCUCAAGCCCCACCAGACCAUCUUAGCAUGCAUCUGCAUCUUCGAGAUCAUUCCCUUGUAUGGUCUACUUGGUUACGUGGAUAUCGUCAAACGCUGGGGUGUAGGGGGACUUCAGCAGAAAUGGGAAAUGUAUCCCCUCGGCGCGGUUUACGGGUUUGUCCUGGGCGGUCUGAGCAGCUACUGCCGGUCCCUGUUCGGCGAACUCAUCCCACCGGGAUCCGAAGCUGCAUUCUACGCUCUCUAUGCCAUCACAGAUAAAGGCUCCAGUGUCUUCGGUCCUGCAAUAGUAGGGGCUAUUGUGGACCGAACAGGUGAAAUCCGACCAGCAUUUUGGUUCCUGGCUGUUUUGGUGGGAUUACCUGCUCCAUUGAUAUAUUUCGUGGAUGUGGAGAGGGGGAAGAAAGAGGGUGCUAAGCUUGCGGAGGUCAUUGAAGGCUUUAGAGGGGAGAGUACAGAGGCGAGUGAAGUGCAGAGUUUGUUAGUGAGUGAGGAUGAGGGGGAGUAUCAGGCGAGGACACAUGGGUAGUGAGUUUGUGUUUUAUGGUGUUGGGUUGGUGCAUAGGGUGGCGUUGACGGCAGCCUAGAGGCGUUUUGAGUAUCAGUAUCAGGACAAGUGGCAACACUAAUUGAAGUUGC
Hyaloscypha bicolor E is the source of this 2497-nucleotide messenger RNA. Its product is annotated as autophagy-related protein-like protein 22-2. Lineage: Eukaryota; Fungi; Ascomycota; Leotiomycetes; Helotiales; Hyaloscyphaceae. Gene Ontology annotation, biological process: amino acid transmembrane export from vacuole. The record is from RefSeq and is a predicted model, not a curated record. The coding region runs from base 441 to 2387 and encodes 648 amino acids. The transcript has 2 exons.